AUGGAGGAGAUCAUCGGCCGCUCCUCCCCGCGCGGCCACGGCGGCUCCGGUUCCCUCCUCAGGAAGCGGUGCCGGUCGGAGAUGGAGGCGGUGCGAGGCCUCCUCAAGAAGGCGGAGGCGCUGGUGCGCAAGGCGGCGGCGGGGGCGGCGGCGCGCCGCCCGCUCCCUCGCCGCGUCAAGGACAAGGAGGCCAUGACCAUGGCCCAGAAGGAGCAGCUGGUCGGCCUCCUGUCGUCGCUGCCGGCGGGGAUCCUCCCGUCGCACGUCGCCGACUUCAUGCGGCGCCGGUGCAGCUGGCGCGCGGUUCCCGGCGUUGACGGCGACGACGACGAGCUGGAGAUCGAUCUCGGCUCCACGGAAGACGCCGCGCUGUUCGAGCUGAGGAAGAUGCUCGACGACGAGGCCGCCGUUCGCCGCACGUCGCCCCGCGGACUCGAGGACGGCGAGGUCGCCGAUGAGUACAUGGACAUCUGCGGCGGCGUCUCUCCCCUGCCGGCGGCGGCGCGCAAGCCUCCUCCUCUCGCCUUAUCAUCACCACCUGCAGCCGCAGAGCAAGAAGACGAUCUCAUCGACAUCUUUGGCGGCGACUCUCCUCUACCGGCGCACGAGGAUCUCCUCGACGCGUCGCCGCUCGUCAAGCCAGAAGCCGACGAGUUCGUCGACAUCGACGGCGACACAAUCGACAAGUCGCCAGGAAAUCCUAGCUCAACCACCACCGGUUCGAGCAGCGGCAACGCCUCCGGAUCAUCAAGCACAUCCGCCUCCUCUUCAGGCAGCGACUCCGACUCCGACGGCGGCGGCGUCGGCGACACCGCGAGCAGCAACCCAAACACAGCAAACCAUCUCCCCGUCGUCGUCGUCGAAGCUGUGGCCACCAAACCAUUGGAGCCGCAGCCGCCGCAGGUCGCCGAACAAGCUUACAAGAUGGGGGAGAAGCUGACCCGGAGCCGGAGAGAAGCAGCUCCAGCUCCGGCUCCGGCCGGUCGGAUGAGCGAGCUCAUCGCCAGAGCGCAAGCGGAGAGGCUCCGCCGCGACGCCGAGAGGAAGAGGGCGCGCGAGGAACAACCACGUUGA
Molecule: messenger RNA, 1074 nt
Organism: Oryza sativa Japonica Group (Japanese rice)
Lineage: Eukaryota; Viridiplantae; Streptophyta; Magnoliopsida; Poales; Poaceae
Product: transcription factor GTE9
Source: RefSeq, a predicted model, not a curated record